Messenger RNA from Triticum turgidum subsp. durum (durum wheat), 777 nucleotides. The record is from the annotation of a GenBank genome assembly. Lineage: Eukaryota; Viridiplantae; Streptophyta; Magnoliopsida; Poales; Poaceae.
AUGCCGAUCGCCUCCAAGCUCCUCUACUUCCAGCGCCGCCCCUCGCCGGCGCCGCCGGAGCCCCCCGACCCGCGCCGCCGGCCCUGCCGCGGGGCGAGCGCCUCCGCCCCCCGCCGCCAGCGCAGCUCGGCCGUCUCAAACCACCACCACCACCAUCAUCACAAGCUGGGCCAGGAACUUGUUCCGGCAAACCAAAGAGAUGGGGCUAAGCUUGUGGGAUGUGCUGGAAACAAAAUAGAACAUAUAGGGUUCACGUGCUCCAGGUCAAGGCUAAGCCGCAGUGUAUCGGAUCAUGGACGGCUUCCUGAUGCUGUUCAACAGGCUAGAGAAAGGCUUCUUCAGAGGCUUAAUAGUGUGGACUUGUCAGGAAGAAGGGAAAACACUUCGUGCUCCGAAACCAUUUGGGCUGGAGUAGUAACUCAACCUGCUGACAUUGGUAUUUCCAACUUGGCCGAUAGCGAACUUGGUAGCCUAACCAGUUACUUCCAAUCCAGUGUAUCCAUCACCACCUACAACAAAGUCCAAGAAACAUUCCCAGAGCCUUUCAGCACCGUAGAUAAGUGCAUGCCUGUCACCCCGUGCACCGAACCAGUCCAUGUGCUACAAGAAACAGCCUGCGAGUGCUCGAUAUGCCUGGAGAGGUGCGGCGAGGCAGACGGGCUCAUGCAGCUGCGGUGCAAGCAUGUCUUCCACUCGGCGUGCCUGGAGCGGUGGCUUCGAUCCCACGGCGACUGCCCCUACUGCAGGGGCAGUGUGCUCCUGACGUCGGAGGAAUGA